AUGGAACGAUUGCAUGUCAAGGGCAUGGAAUUGAAGGAUGGCCAUGAUGAACCUGACCGACAUGAUCAUCACAAGAAUGGUAUGGUCUCUAGGAUGUGGACGGUUUUGGCAUGGCGUAAGACAUUGGACUUUUUGGGAAGAAAAAUGUGGUUGGCAAGUGACAUGCAAGGGAUGGAUCACAACAACAACCAACAUGAAACGUCUUCUUCUCUCCAUUCCACGUUCACAUCCAAUGUCAUCAACACCAUCAACACCAUCAACAGCAACAACAACAAUACUCAUUCUCCUCUUCAACCUCCUGCUGAUGUCCUUCUCUACUAUUACAAUGCUUCCGAUUUUGAAUUUCUCGUUUCCAAUCUCACCAAUAACACUCAAGCAGCUCAAGGAUUAAUCGUCUUGACUGCCUCUUCAACCUUACAGAGUUGGAUUAUUAUUCCUUUGAGAAUGAUGGUCAUUGUCAUGGAUGUCAUUCUUUUCUUUGGACUUGUCAUUUUUCGAAAUAAGGAACCUGUGAAAUCCAAAUUCAUACCAAGCAUGUUAUUGUUAUUCGUGAAUUUUAUUGGUAAUUUACAGAGUAUUGUUGACAGGAUUCCUGUCGUGAAAUUAUUAUUUCAAACGUAUUGGAAUGAAUACUUGUUAGAGAAAUUGGCAAAUCCAUUGUUGGAUGCGAGUUUGUAUUUUUCUGAACAUUUAUUUGAACCUUAUCAGUUACCGAGAUGGUUUAUCGAUUGGGCUGUGUUUACCAAUGUGUAUUGCUAUCUUGUGGCGUAUGGAUUGUAUACCAUUUCUAUUUUGGGAGUUGUCAUUUAUAAUAUUCAAUUAUCUCGAUUCUUGUUGUUAACAUUUUUGAAAGAACGAAAAGACCAAUUUCGAAAUGCCAUGAUUGCAUUUAAGGAAAAACAAUUGGAAAAGUGGAAAAAUGUGAAAAUGCAGAAAUUACAAGAAAAGGAACGUCAAAAAAACACUGAAACUGGUGGUGUGAAUUUAUCUUCGUUAGAAAAACGAAAAUCUGUCAAAUCUCUGUCACGUGCCUCCGUGUCCUCACUCUCGAGUUCAUCCGUGGAUGUCACAAGUCAAACGCAUUUAGUGCCAACGAUCAACUUGGCAGCUGUUCAAUCCGUGUCGAGUUCAACUUCGACAGAUUCUCUUCCAGCCGUGACCCCUCGAUCUUCAAUGAUUUACAACACCAUGCAAGGAACGGAUGAAGCAUUGACCGAUGACAGCUUUGACACUGAAGAUAUGGUGGUCGAUUUGACAAGCGAUGACGAUGCCGUGUCCACUUCCUUAGAAGAAAUUUCCAAGUUUGGAAAGGGUGUGAAAAUUUUGAAAUUCCUUGAACGUUAUCGAUUGAUCGACAUCGGAAUUUACACCAUGUGGCUUGUCAUUUGGUGGAUUCUAGUCUCGAUUGCAAUUUUUACAGUUUCCACAGAUACGACUGGAGCUAUUUUCCCAAAAUGGAAUUUAAUCCGAGGAUAUUGUUCUGGAAAUGCCUAUCUGAACGUCAUCACCUUUGCUCUCAUCAUGUUUUCAGUGAUCUUUUUAGUGGCCAUGAUUUCCUGGUUUUUCGAUUUAUUUGUAUCCAUUUACAAGUAUGUCAAACGUCGAAAAGCUGACCAACUCAACUCUGUGAAAACUUCCAAUUUUUUAUUUUACCACUUUGUUGAGACAGAUCCAUUUGUCUACAGAGCAACCUUUCUCAUGAAUAUGAUAUUCUCAUUUAUUGGUGCUGUGAUUGCAUUGUUUUUUUGGAAUUCCACAAAUUUUGUUGGAUCUCUCAUUAUUGAUUUAUGUUUCACAUUAUUUGUGAACUUUUUAGGAGGAUGUGUCGCAAAUCCAGGAAUUACAGUAGCACGAGCAUUGUAUGAUUAUGUGAAAACUUCUUCUCAUAGAAGUAAGAAAACAAAUUCCACACAAGAUCAACCUUCGAAAUCGACAACGAUUAAGAAUUUGAAAGAAUUGGUACAUGCGCCUUCUUCGUCUGAUUGUUUGAAUUAUAUUAUUGCUCAUGCGAAGGAAAGAGAAUUGUUUUAUAGUCAUCUCAGAGAGGAAUUUUCUUCUGAGAAUUUAUUGUUUACCGAAGCAUUGACGAGUUUGAAAAAGAUUAAUGACAAGUUUAUGAGAAGAAAAAUGAUGAAACUGAAAGAAAUUGUCAAGUUGUACUUGUCAGAGUCGGAAUCUGUGUUUGAGGUGAAUUUGCCCUCUGUGUUGGUGAGAAAUCAAUUGAAGCCGUAUUUUGUUGUCACUAAAUUUAUGGAUGAACAGAACAUGUCCGUGAAUGAUUUACCAAAAAUGUUGAAAGAUGUUGCUGCUCAAAUGUUUCCCAAUGUCACUCAAGAUGUGGAAACAAAGGUCAGAAAUGCUUACACUGAAAUUUGUCAUCCACAAUUUUUAAGUGGAGUUCAAACUGAGGUUUACAAGAAUUUAUUGGAUUCGUAUUUCCGAUUCAUGGGCUCGAGAAAAUGGUUGAAUUUUGUGAAGGAGAAUAAUGUGUGA
Molecule: messenger RNA, 2493 nt
Organism: Naegleria lovaniensis
Lineage: Eukaryota; Heterolobosea; Eutetramitea; Acrasida; Naegleriidae
Exons: 1
Coding region: 1-2493 (830 amino acids)
Source: RefSeq, a predicted model, not a curated record